Messenger RNA from Penaeus monodon (black tiger shrimp), 4577 nucleotides. Its product is annotated as tyrosine kinase receptor Cad96Ca-like. NCBI's taxonomy places the organism in Eukaryota, Metazoa, Arthropoda, Malacostraca, Decapoda, Penaeidae. Gene Ontology annotation, cellular component: signaling receptor complex; membrane. Bases 29 to 1969 code for a protein of 646 amino acids. The transcript has 11 exons. Gene Ontology annotation, biological process: multicellular organism development; protein phosphorylation; positive regulation of kinase activity. The record is from RefSeq and is a predicted model, not a curated record. Gene Ontology annotation, molecular function: calcium ion binding; transmembrane receptor protein tyrosine kinase activity; ATP binding.
ACGUCCAAAAGGGCCCCAGAGCACCUCCAUGACCCACAUCCGCGUCAGGGUCAGGAAAAAGGGAGAGUCCUCCAAGAAGGCGCCCGCAGUCGUCAACAGGCCGCCCAUUUUCCCCAGCGGCCCGAGCUUUGGCCACGGGGGAGGGGGUUUUGCGGGCGUGGGAACUCCGUUCAACUUUCCGCCCUCCGCCUUUGGGCCGCCCGAGGAGCCUCCUCCCUUUAUCACCGUGAACCGCAACUGGCACGUCAAGUCGGAUGCAGGAAUAGGCACCGUCGUAGGAAAUAUCCACGUGACGGAUCUAUCCUCGUCGGGAAAAUCCUUCAGCGUCACCCUCCAAGGCUACGCGAAGGACCUGCUUCACGUGGAUGCCGAGGGCGGAGACGUGACGGUGGCUCGACCCCUUUCGAAUAUGGUCGGCAGGCAUCCUCUCACGGUAGUCGCCUCUAGCGGAGGCCAGAGUGCCUCAGAGCCAGUGACACUCAACAUCGAGAAAGGCGCGACGCAGGCACCCACCCCCACCCCCCCGACCCAACCCCAGACAUCCUUUAGCAGCCCCAAAGACACGACCAAGGGCUACCAGGACCUGAGGGUCAUCGGGAACAGUGCCGGUAACCCCGCACCUUCUUCGUCUUCCUCCUCCUCCUCCUCCUCCGAUUCCCCAACGACGGCGGCCCCGGAGGAGGCGUCGAGCGAAGGGAGCCUCAACCUGAUGGUGAUCCCGAUUGUGUUGGUGGUCGGGGUGUCUCCGCUGGUGCUGGCGGCCUUGUGGUACUGGAGGAGGCUCAGGAGGAGGAAGGCCCGGGCGGAGUCCAAGGAAAGCGCAGUGGUAUACACAGAGAAAGGCAUCGAAGCAGGAGCCACAGAGAACGCAGAGGAGAAUAACGAGGAGAGAGAAAGAGCAGGAAACAGGUUUAGCAUUGGAGUUGCUGCUCUCUGGCGAAGGGCAGAGAGUAAUAAAUACGAGGAUGGCGUAAAGGGAGAACAAAAGGGGAAGAGAAAAGUGAGUCAAAUGUCAUCACCAAACGCCGACAUCUGGGAAUUUCCUCGACACCGACUGAAAGUUAUGGAUAUUCUAGGCGAGGGAUGCUUCGGUCAGGUGUGGAAGUGCGAAGCGAUCGACCUGCAAGGCAAAGGCACGAUGCUAGUGGCGGUGAAGACCCUGAAGGAGUCGGCAGGAGACAGGGAGCGCCAAGACCUCGUGCAGGAGCUGAAGGUGCUGAAGAGCCUAGGCAGUCAUCUGAACGUCGUGUCCCUCCUCGGCUGCUGCACCGAGAAAGACCCGAUUUUCGUGAUCCUCGAGUACAUGAUCGGAGGGAAACUUCAGAGUUACCUGAGGGCCUCGCGAGCCGACACGCCCUACGACAACCUCCACGGCUCCUCCUCCUCCUUGACCCCGCGUGACCUCAUCCACUUCGCGUACCAGAUCAGCAGGGGCAUGGAGUUCCUCGCCAGGAAUGGGGUCAUCCACCGGGACUUGGCAGCUCGCAACAUCUUGGUGGGGGAGGGAAAGAUCUGCAAAGUGGCCGAUUUCGGAUUCGCGAGGGACGUCGCCAAUAACCGGAUUUACGAGAGGAAAAGUGAUGGACGACUGCCUAUCAGAUGGAUGGCUCCUGAAUCUCUCUUCGACAACAUAUUCACUACAAGGUCUGAUGUCUGGAGUUUCGGUGUCUUGCUGUGGGAGAUUGUCACUCUUGGCUCCACACCCUACCCUGGCAUGGGAGCUGCUGAGGUCAUGAGGAAGGUCAAGGCAGGUUACCGCCUGGAGAAACCCGAACAUUGUCGUAGAGAGAUCUACAACAUCAUGUACUACUGCUGGGACAAGGAUUCCAAAGAGCGACCUUCCUUCACCGAGCUGGUGCACACACUAGAGGGUCUUCUUCUGUCGGAGGUCGAGUACAUUGAGCUCGACCGCUUCCCCGACCACUCGUACUACAACUUCACCUCCGAGAACACGAGCGAACUCCUCUAAACUCUGGUUCUUUAGGGUAGUUUCUAAACAAAAAGAGAAAACAACGAUGAAAAAGGAGAAGAAAAAAAAAAGAGCGAAACCCCGGAGAGGUGUUGUCGUUAUGAGCAUGUGGCUGAUGUGAAAAACAAAGACAAAAAAUGAGGUGUUUUCGGUUUUGAGGAUGUGGUUUAUGAAAAAAAAAACCCAAAACAUAAAAAAAAACAAAAAAAACGGAGAGCUGUUGUCAUUAUGAGAAUGUGGUUGUUGUUACGAUGUGGUUGUUGUUGUAGAUAUGUGGUUGUUUUUAAUGUGUGUCUGUGGGCUGUCUCCAUCUUUGCAGCGGAUCGUAACACAUGUGGAUUCUGUGGUUCUGGAUACGUGAAUAUUCUCUCUGCCAGUUUUGUUAUUUGUUAUAACAAAUACUAUUUUCUGCUAAAUUCAGGAAGUGAUCUUGGCUGAGAACGUUAAAAAAAAGGGCCAAACAUCACCUUUGCUGUAGUAAGAUAAUUACCUGCUUAUUUUUUGUGGUAUUUUUCUAGACUAAAGAUCUUGCAGGUUGCCAUUUCACUACAAACUGUUAUAUUAUUCUGCAUUGAACCAUAUGUGAAUAUGUGUAAUGCAUAGAUGAUAUGUAAUAUUUGCUAUGAAUCUUUGAACUACUGUUUAAGAAUUCAGUUUGGUAACUUUUCCCACCAGAGACAUCUAUAUAUUUUAAUAAUAAUAAAAGAAUGUGCUGUAUGCUUGUAAUGAUAACAAAAUAUUUCCUAUGGCUUAUAUAUUUGUUAGGGAAAAUAUUUUUUCACACAAAAAAUGAUGCUAAUGUUUCGUUUUGACAAUACAUUAGAUAAAACGAAUGUUGAUACACAUGUCACCUAUAACACUCCUACAGAAUGAACAUCGCUAGUCUCUUGUGGUUGGUCACAAAUAUUUUCACGAUGCAUGAAUGAGAAAGUCUUGUUCUCAUGAAUGCUCGUGUGAGGCCAUGAACGGGUUACUCUCUUCUCAACGAAAAGCGGGCUAAAAAUGGCACUCCAGUGUCUCUUCUGAAAUUUGAAUCAUACUCACACUCGCACUCACACUCACACUCACACUCACACUCACACUCACACUCACACUCACACUCACACUCACACUCACACUCACACUCACACUCACACUCACACACACACACACACACACACACACACACACACACACACACACACACACACACACACACACACACACACACACACACACACACACACACACCAUCUGUAAAAUGUAAUAUCCCUUGACAACAGAGUGAAUAUAAAGCUUCCUUUACUAAAUAUGGUGCUCAGGUCAUCAGGAUAAGUUGAGUGCAAUGUUUUCAUUGUGACAAAGUAUAUAACAUAGCAGUUUAUAUAAAGAAAUAUUUAUGAAAAUGGAUUAACUCUAUUUUUGACUAAGCUUGUGUGUAUAUAGUUCCCAUUAAUACUAUAAACAGUCAGAGUAAGCCAAAAUAACCACAAUAUAUUGAAAGCUUGGAAAAAUAAGGAUGCUAUAGACGUUAUUGUUUUAAUUAUUAUUACUGAUGUUAUAAGAAUAACAUUAUCAUUAUUAUUAAUGUAAAUGUUGAUAAUGAUGAUGAUUCUGUAUUAGUAUUUGUAGAUACCACUAUUGUUCUGUUAUAAUGAUUAUUUUUAGUCAUUAUUAUUGUUAUUAUUAUGAUUAAUAUUAGCAUUAUUACUACUCCAGAGGUGUUGAUGAUGAUAACAAUAGUUAAAUGAAACUUUUGUAAUACUAGUGUCGUUACUAGAGGUAGAUAUAACAAAUGGACACAAAAAUAUAUUGGUUAAUCCAUUUAAAAUUUAUUACUUUGUAUUAAAAGAUACAAAGAAGCUAAAAAGAUUGAAUAAAAAGUAAAUAAUGAACAAUAUAAUGUGAAAAAAUGUAAAUCCUAUUUUGGUUAUUUUUUUUUAUAAUAGUGGAUGUGGUGCUAGUCUUUUGUGUCACAAAUGUUGAAAGGUAAUGCUAUGAAGCCAAUAAUACACAACACCGAAAUUUGUCAUUUUUUGUACAUACUGACAGUGUGAUAUUUUGUAAGUUUAUUCCUUUCUUUGGGUAGAUAAGAUAUUUUCCCAUCAGUGUGAUUCUUUCUAUAUAAUACUUUCUUUAUGAUUAUAUAUUAUUUCAAAUUGUUUAUCCGAGAAAGACCUACGUUUCCUCACUAGUAAAUAGAACCAAAACCCAACAAAACUAAAUAAAAAUAAAUACCACGUUUCGGUUAAAAACGAUACUCAUCUUCAGGUAUAAGCAACCAGUACACAUUUUAGAUAAACAUCAUAUAAAGAAAGGGAACACGUAAUUUCUUUAAGGAGGAUGGUCUGCUUUGACUUUCACGUUAUUUCAGUUAUUAUCUCUUGCUGUAUCUCCUCUGUUAACACGUUCUUGUGUUUGUAUUUCCAAAGCAGGGUUGAUCCUUACAGCCUCAGAAAAUCAAAGGGCCAUCUUUGUGUUGUGUUUACUUCCUUACACCAUGUUAAAGUCAGGACAAUAAGAGAGGCUGCACUCUGUGUUCGCUUCUUGUGCAUAUUUAUUUAUCAUUGUUAUAUAUGUGUCCUCAAUACGUCUUCUAUUUUGUAAUCAAUAAAGUUGUUGGAACUGA